Pecten maximus is the source of this 2490-nucleotide messenger RNA. RefSeq lists its product as uncharacterized. The record is from RefSeq and is a predicted model, not a curated record. The coding region runs from base 1017 to 1814 and encodes 265 amino acids. The transcript is spliced from 5 exons. Lineage: Eukaryota; Metazoa; Mollusca; Bivalvia; Pectinida; Pectinidae.
CUUAUGAGACGUACACUUUUCUAUGACCUGGUCUCGAAUUUGUUCAUCGACAUUGGUGAACUCGCACAACUGGGCUUGUUGUCUUAAUCUCGUAAUAAACUGUUCAAUAUUGUCGCUAUUCUGAAACAUAUUUCUGAAACUGUAUCGUUCAUAUGGAACGUUGACUUUUCCUUUGAAAUGUUUGUUUAAUGCAUCUAGAGUUUUUCAUAAUUCGACUCACCUUCGUCCGCUGGUAAUGUGAAAUAUAUGUCCUGAACCUCUUGGCCCGCACAAUAUAAUAACAAAGCCUGUUUCUGGUCCAAAUCAGUAAUUCCUUUCCCGAUAGAAAAUAAAUCAAAACUUCUCAUCCAGCGCUCCCAUGUCUGGUGCAUACGACACUGAUCGGUGCGCGUUUCAAAUUUGCUCAGUCCGUUUAGCUCAAUUAAAUUCGCCAUCGUUCUUUUUACAGGUACCUCGACUUGAUCAUUCUCUGAUUCGUCUUGUCCGUUCUCAUAAUUUUGAUUUUCCUCGUCGCAAGAUGUUACGUCGUGUUCCGGAUUUAACCACAAACGUCGAAUUGAAUCAACCAUUUAUUAGCCAACAUGGCCGCCCGAUUCCCUGUCGAACACGCGCUCUCGUGCCCCAGGUUAAUGAAUCAUGGGUCUACUUGUUUCUAAGCCGCCGGCGUAAUCGGCGAUGCGGAUUUUCUACUUGUUUCUGAGCUGGUUAUGCGUGCGCAUCUUCGGUACACGCCGGUCUGCGCCGGAAAAUGUUCAGCGGCGACCCGGCUUUCAAAAUGGCGGCUAAAAGGUAAACAUGUGCUCAUAACACUGGUUAAUUGAUAAUUGCAUACAUUUAAAAUAUUUCCGUUUGAUACCGAGUGCAGAAAUAUGUUAUUUUUUACAUUUUUAGUCUAUAUAUUCCUUAGAAAUGCAAUGACAAGUUACAGAUAUUUUUAAAAAUAAGUGACAAUAUUCUGUGCAGUCAGGCACUAGCAAAUCGCCAAUUGCGAUGUUUUUUUCGUGUGAAAUGGGCUCAUGACACAUGGUUUUGCUUGUUUCAGCACUACACCAGAUUUAAUGGACGUAAAGGUUAACAUUGAUGGGAAGGAUGUGACUAUACGUGUCGACGCUGACACGAUAAACUGUUUGAGAAGGAAAGAUCCAUCUGUUAUUGAACUAGUCAUGAAGUUGGCAAGGGAACAGUUGGCAAAUGAUACAGACGAAGAAGAUCAUACUAGCACCGAACAGUCAGAAGGGCUGGCAGAUGAGUUGCCUGACAUCGAAGAAGACUCAUCAAUGUCUGCUACAAGGUCUUCUCCUUCUCCUCCUCACUCUUCGAGUGACAGCACGGCCACAUGCAGCUGGAGUAAUGAGAGUGAAAGUUUACUCUUAGAAACGUUUCAAAAGCUAAGUAACAGCAAACAACUAAUGAAAUCUAAGUGGAAACAUAUAAGCAAAUCACUAGAAGAUGAGGGAUUCUUUUUCUCUGCUGAAAAAUGCAGGUUAAAAGUAAAAACACUUAAGGAAAGACAUGCUAGGAUACAGAGAAAACGAGGAAAGUCUGGGGAGAGUCCACCAACAGACAGUAUGGAGGACAAGUUGGAUGAAGUUUUCCAAAACAUGCCAGAUGUUAAUCCAUCAUGCAUAAUUGAAUCUGGUACUAGUGAAGAUGUUAAGAAGACACACAAGAGACCCAGAACAGGUCAGAAGCAGGCAGAACUGAAGUCCGAACUGAUGGAUUUACUGAAACAAUCAAAUGAUGAUGCAGAGCGGCGGCAUAGAGAAAAGCUUACUGUGUUCAAGCAAUUCCUGGACAUUGUAGGGAAAAAAUGAUUCAGAGAAACUUAUUGAUGUAUUCUCUAUACGUAUUAUUUUGUAUGGGACAAAGAAGCUGCAAUAUUUUUUCCUUAUUUUUUUUUACUUUUGUAAUGGCAAAGUAGCUGUGAUAUUUUUGUAAUGGUAAAGUAGCUGUGAUAUUGUGUGAUCGGUGAGAUUGUAUUACUCUUCCCAACACACUAAUAAGUGCACUCUAGUUUCUGGAGAACGUGCAAAGUUAUUUAGAUGGAUAAUAAUGUUUUGAUCGUCAUGUUGGACAUCAAAUGUCCAGAAUCACAUGAAAAAUGACAGAUAGAAAUAUUACCUGGUGGUAUGUUGUUGAUUUGCAUUUUGAAAUUUUGAUGUAGUACUUAUACUAAAGUAUGAUUAUCCCAAUUUUUGAAAGAUUAUAACUACAAAGGUUAUACAUUGCUGACCAUUUAUUUCACUAGAAAAUAGAAUUUUCAACUGUAAUGACUAAAAACUUGAAAUGAUGAUGUCUUUUUUUAUUUUUUUAUUUUAAUAUCGUCAUUGAAUAUUGUGUUGGCAAAUACAAGUUGUGAUUUGCUAUUCUUUUGUGUUCAUUAAAUUGUUCAUGUUUUACAUUCAUCUUUGUUUUCUAUGUUCAAUCAAAAGAAACAUUUCCAUUUUUUUUCGAAAACAUGAACUAUAGUCUGUUUGUCAUGUUGAUCCU